AUGUCCAAGACGGAAGGAGCGCCUCAGCCAUCCACAGACAGCAAUUCUGCCGUGGGUGAGACUGCGGAACUGUUUUUGUCAAACAGUGGCACUCCGCAUCUCAAGCUGAAGGCAGCCGAUGGCAAUAGAACUGCUAUUAUUCUAAACAAGAUAUUCGACACCGACGAAUUUCCUUCUUCGGAGUUCAAGCUCCACCUUUGCAAGGUGUUUGGCGACUCGUCGGUGAAGGGAGUCAACUUUGCAUCGAACGCAACCUUCGUUAGUCUGUGGUUACGAGAAGAGUAUUUGCCCUCUUCGUUGUUGGGCAAGCUGGAGCAAGUCAGAGGUGGGGAACAGGCGUACCAGUGGUGGCGCGAGUGCACCGAGGAGAUGGCUGAUAGUGGCAACCCUAGUCCCAUCAUUCUCAUGGACACUGCUGAGACGCUCUCUGUAAUCAACGAAAAGCCACCAACUCCAGAAAAGCGGUCGCCAAGCUCCACAACCAAGAUAAUUGACCUUAGUCGCACUGCUGCUUCAUCUUCGCCCUCCACUCCGCGACAUCAUAAGAGUAGAUCUAAUCCCAAAGAAAAGUAUCUUGUGCUGGAGUGGCUUAUGAUGCAGAUCCCCAAUAACACCGCGAUGAUUGCAUUCGGAACGGGUGCAAAGCGCUCUCAUCCACGACCAGCGGCUUUUCAAACCUACGUCUAUCACCGGCCGAUUGAACCCUUGAGCGCUCUGACAGAAGGUUCGGCACUACGGCUCUUUGCGAUGCUUAAGGAAAAGCAGCCUGACAGCCUCACUGAGCAAGAUAAGAGACAAGUCCGAACAGCUUUUGCAGUCACUGCGGGAGUACCGCGCAUGAUUGUCACGGCCUUCACCGUGGAAGGAAAGCUAGCGAGUACAAUGAAUGAGAAGUGGGAGGAAGCUGUCAAAGACACGUACACCGAUGCCUCCGACCUUGUCUCGUAUAACAGACUGAACGUUUCAUGCUUGGCAAAGGCAAUACUGAUGUGUGCAGUUUCUAACGUCACGUUGGUUACUGACGAAAGAAUUCCCACGGAAGAGGUGACAUGGGAUGACCUUCGUUGGCGAUCCAUCGUCUUCCUAUCCGCUGCAGAAAGUGGCGCCGAAUCGCCAACACUGCGGAUUCCUCGUCUAUUGUGGGGCCGCGAAUCGAAUCUGCACAAGGAACUUAGGGAAUGGGUCGAUGUCAACUGUCAUUUUGCAUUGGACGAUCUUUUGCCGACAGUGCUUUCCCUCUACGAAGAUACAGGCGAAGCCUCAGCCACAGCAAGUGGUAGGCCGUGGGAGAAGAUGUUUGCAAGUGCACUCGUGGCGAGAUUCUUUGUGUUUUGUUGGAAAGAAGGGGAAGAUCCCGCAGUGCACUUCGUACCACUGCAUAAGUUGCUACCACAGAACAAUGAGGCAGAUAAUAGUGCUCUUGAAAAUGUCGAAGUUUGUCUCGGGAACGGUGUUCAAACCUGUUCAUCUGAGACUCUUGCCGUCAAACCCCCAGGGGGUGGCUUUGAUUGGAAGGCAAUCCAUGCCAACUGGAAUAUUCAAAGUGCCCACCACGACAUGAUCCUUCCCGUUCGCAAGCGAAAAUCAAAGAAGAGAGAGUUGUGGGUGGUAUCAGCCCGAAGUGGCCACCGCAAGAUUGAAUGCGAGCUGGAGAGGACCAUGCAGCAUCUUGUGUCCAAGGAGGAUGAUAGAGAAGUUGCUGGGCUAAUUCAGGCUGUCAACCCAAGAGGGGAAACAUUGCCGAACAGGCGUAUGAAAAGAAAGUUCAGCGAAAUGCAAGAUGAAGAGAGAUACGCUGAGGUGAGCAUCAAUGAAGGUCAUGUCAGUUACGUUCUGUAA
This is a messenger RNA of Seminavis robusta, 1839 nucleotides long. Lineage: Eukaryota; Bacillariophyta; Bacillariophyceae; Naviculales; Naviculaceae. The record is from the annotation of a GenBank genome assembly.